AAACACCAGGAAAAAAAAAAAAACUAAAAAAACCAAUCCUACGCAGAAAACUACUACGAGCGAAAAAGCAAUGGCUUCCAACAAAGCUAGCAGAGACACGAAAGCAGCGGCCGAAGGCAAAGAAGCCCACAGCCCCAGUGCAACGUCCUCGCCCAACGAGCUUUUACAACACAGACAAACAGCUCAGCAGAACUCCAUGGACGCGGUCAGGGCCGCAGAACAGCGCUACGAGAAGGCCAAACAAUCAGGCGCCUCGGCCCUUAGCGAGACCAAGGACGCAGCCAAGCAUGGCACCGGCGCUGCAACGGCCUAUGUUACCGGGAAGGGAGUGCAGGCCAAGGACUCGGCCAUGCAUGGCAUGCAUGCCGCGAAGGAUUACGUGACAGAUAAGGGCCGGCAAGCCUACGAUUAUGCAGCUGAAAAGGGUCGGGGAGGCUACGAAUAUUCGGCCGAGAAGGGUCAGCAGGGCUACCAAGCUGCUAAGGAUACUGUGGUGAGUGCUGGACAGACCGUUUCGGAGAAAGGUCAGCAGGGCUUACGCGCUGCUAAGGAUAGUGCGGUGGGUGUGGGCCGGACUGCUGCAGAUUAUACGCAGCAAGGCUUACAAGCUGCUAAGGAUAGCACGGUGAGUGUGGGCCAGACGGCUGCCGAGAAGGGUCAGCAGGGCUUGCAUGCUGCUAAGGAUAGUGCGGUGAGUGCAGGGCAGACGGCUGCAGAUUAUACCCAGCAAAUGGCUGUGCAGGCUAAGGACUAUCUACAGCAGAAGGGGCAGCAAGCUAAGGAUGCAACGGUGGAUGCUGCAUCUGAAUCAAAGCAUAAGCUUGGAGAGCAGACUCGUGGAACUCAAGAGAAGCUAAGUAAUCUCUCGAUUGGAGGAGAUACUGCUGGUGAUGAAGACAGGUAGAGAGUGGAAGACCAACCACGGGGAGAACGGAAGGCAGGCGAUGUAGUAUAUACAGAAAAUGUCAACCUCGAGGGACGCGAGGUGGGGGAGAAAAAAGGUAGCUUGCUUGGAGCUGUUGGCGAGACUGUCAUUGAGAUCGCUAAGUCAGCCAAAGAUCUAGUAAUCGGCCGAGACUCCAACAACCAAAAGGACUAGAGGAACGCAUUAGGAUUGUUUGUAGAAAUGGUCAUGUGAAAACAGACGGUGUGGUGUUAGAUUUUGCCUUUUCAUGUAGAAAGUUGGAUGAAGAAGAAUAAUAAUAAUGAUUUUUUAUUAAA
Messenger RNA from Magnolia sinica, 1221 nucleotides. Its product is annotated as seed biotin-containing protein SBP65-like. Bases 71 to 904 code for a protein of 277 amino acids. The transcript has 2 exons. NCBI's taxonomy places the organism in Eukaryota, Viridiplantae, Streptophyta, Magnoliopsida, Magnoliales, Magnoliaceae. The record is from RefSeq and is a predicted model, not a curated record.